Molecule: messenger RNA, 1912 nt
Organism: Papaver somniferum (opium poppy)
Lineage: Eukaryota; Viridiplantae; Streptophyta; Magnoliopsida; Ranunculales; Papaveraceae
Exons: 6
Coding region: 1-645 (214 amino acids)
Source: RefSeq, a predicted model, not a curated record
AUGGGCGGGCUUACUCAAAACUCUAGAUAUAAAAGCGCCACUCUCCCGGUACUCACAUUAACCGACAUAAACCUUCCUGGUCGUCUCUCUCUUAGGUUUCCAUCUUCGUCUCGGUUCAUAUGCACUACUAGGCAAUUGAAAGCUUCUGAAGAACGAGAUUCUUCUUCCCCAGAAGAAGAAGUCCAGAAAUACGAGGAGCCUGUCCGUAAAGAUUUAGUCUCUGAAGACGUCGUAAAUGAUGACGGAGUGGGAGGUGCUCAAAAUCACUCCUCCGACGAAGAUGCGAUAGAUGAACCUAGAGUGCUAUCUCCAUCUCAAGUUAUUGAUGCACCUGCACAAGAAGGCGAAACUUUCGUAGAUCCGUUUAUCUUGGAGCUCUUUCACGCUAUAAACCAAAAAGUUGCGAGAAAAUGGGUUGAUUUCAAUGUUGAUGUUAGUGGUUUCCAUUUUUCAAGUAAGCAGAAGAAACUGGUCCAACGGGACUUACCAAAAAAGCAACGCUUUGUUCCACAGUAUUUUCCAUCAAGAUGGAAUGACUUUGUACAGGCCAUUGAAUCAUAUGAAGGUUUUGUACAUAAAAAGGGUCGCUUUGGUUCAAGAUUUACUCAUCCUGAGUUCAAAGUCGGAACUCCGCAUUUGAUUUAAAAAAAGCCAGCAAAUGAACAACAUCAUGUACCUCCAAUUCCACCACCACUUCAUAUUACUCCACCUGGACUUCCCUCACCAGCACCUUCUCAACCUGUCUCGCAACCCCUAUUCCCUGUUAGUGGUAACAAUAUUGCUGAGUCAAUCCAAAGCUCACCUUUUUCUACACCUUCUGCUAUAACUCCUUUAAGUUCUUCACUGGAACUUAGAAACUCAGUGGACAUCUAUUCCAGUGUGAAUGCAAAUAGCUACCGCGAUCCAAACAUCCAAGGUUUGAAUAUUCCUUUCUCCAUUAGCCAUUAGCCAUUACAUAACUUACUUUGAUGUUCAUGUGUGUGGCGAAGUAUCAGGUGAAUGAUGAAACUAGCCAGGUAAGUUGCAACUCCCCCCUACUUUUUUGAACAGACCCUGAGUUAUAUUGCUCGUUUUAAUUUUUGUAUGUGGAUAUUAUUUGCUGGUUUCAGUUUGAUAAUAGAGGUACUCUUGUAUAUAUACCACCCUUGAAUUUGCUUUGCUUUAAUUAGAGGAGAAAAACACAAACAAAACUAGGUGCGAGGAUUCUGUGAACCCGCUAAUUGAACAUAAUAUUUUUAGAGGCCUUUUCAAAUUGAAUCUCGUGCGAGGACAUGCUGUUCUAUUUUUUAACCACCAAUGUCUCCAAUUUGCAAGCUAUUCAUUCAACUGGCAGCCAAAGUAUCAAGUAGGUAUUUAAUUUAUCUUCUCAAGUAGUUAGGCUUUAUAACUCUGACAAGUGUGGAUCCACUACACAGCCGCUACAACAAAUGGAGAGAAUUCCUUGGAUACCCGAUCUCUCUCUUUUCCCUCAGGUACGAGGGCUCACCAGAAGCACUACUAGUUAGAUUGAGGUUACAUGUGCUUGCUAUUUGGACACCUCCACCUGGACUGGAGACGCCUAUCACCGUUGGUACUUCAGCUGCUCCUCUUGCUGGAUCGUCUUUGCCACCACCCGAUGAUGAUAAAUCAGAGAAGAAAGAACAGGUCGAUGCUACUAGGAUGCCUGGUCUUCAUACUCGUAUGACAGAAGAACCACCAUCAUCCCCACCCCCACCUGGGGCGUCCACCACUACUGGGGACGAUUUCGAUUCUGACAGAGAUGUAGGUGAUCAUGAUCUGGACUCUGAACCACCUUGUCAUGAUAUGCAGGGAUCAAGAAUGUAAGCCUUUGUCUAGUAUUGUUUUCCUACAGGUUUUUAUUUUGCCACUGUACAAAAUUGUUGAAGAGGAAAUUCUCCUAUAUAUCCGAAUA